AUGGCUAGUAAUCAAAAUUUCAAGAAUGCUACCAUAGCAUUCUUGGUUCCUCUUCCUUCCAUCAUUUUCUAUCUCACCUUCCUCAACAACUACCACUCAGCAAUCACCAAUCCAAAUAGCCCUUCUUUUUCCUCAUCUCUAUGGACAUGGUGCUAUCACCACCCUCUCCUCUUCGCCAACGCUCUCUUCUUCUUCAACGUCAAUCUCCUCUUCUGGCUCAUUGGUCAAAUCCAAUCUAGUCACUGGAUGAUUGAUCCAUAUUGGACUGUGAUUCCUGUAAUGCUUGUUCAUUACUAUGCAACUCACCCUUUGGCUCAAUACGAUGGGUGGAGGUCAAAAGUUGUGAUUUUUUUGACAUGGGUUUGGAGUAUUAGGCUCACUCAUAAUUACUUCAGACGUGAAAAAUGGCAAUGGGGUGCUAGAGAGGAUUGGCGUUUCACUGAGAUGAGUCAACAGUAUGGAAAACAUUGGUGGUGGAUUUCAUUCUUUGCUGUUUAUGUCUCACAGCAGAUGUUUUUGAUUGGACUGUCACUUCCUUUAUAUAUAGUGCACUUUGUGAAUAAGCCUUUGAGUAUCUUGGAUUUGGUGGCAGUUCUUGUUUGUUUAAGCGGCGUUGUUAUAGCGUACUUUUCUGAUACAGAGCUCCAUGACUUUAUGAGUAGAAACAACAAGCUAAAAGGGCUUGGUAAGCCUGUUGUCCCUGUACUUGAAAAUGGCUUAUGGUAUUACUGCCGGCAUCCGAAUUACUUCGGUGAGACACUAUGGUGGUGGGGACUGGUUGUGUUUGCCUGGAGCCUAGGACAUGGAUGGACCUUUAUUGGAGCUUUUGUUAAUACCUUGUGUUUGGCUUAUGUUACUAGGCUUGUGGAGGACAAAAUGUUGAAACAAGAGAGUAGAGCAGAGGCGUUUAGGCUUUACCAGAAGACAACUUCUGUGUGGAUACCUUGGUUCAAGUCAUUUCCUUCAGAAGUUAAAAAUAAGAAUGCUUGA
Messenger RNA from Lathyrus sativus (Indian pea), 990 nucleotides. The record is from the annotation of a GenBank genome assembly. NCBI's taxonomy places the organism in Eukaryota, Viridiplantae, Streptophyta, Magnoliopsida, Fabales, Fabaceae.